AUGGCGUUUGAGUAUUUGGCUUACGAUUUAUCGCGUGGAGAGGAGGAAGUGAGCCCUCAAAUAGUUGAUCGAAGUUUGCUUCGGCAUGUGGACAAUCCUUUCGAUUUGGAUGCAGGGGAGUUCCAGAAGUUAUUCCGUUUAACUCCAGACUUGACUGAGGACGUAGUUUCGCAGCUUGACAGCCAUCUUAGAGGUUCCAGAAUAACAGCGAUUUCGACUGAAAAACAGGUUCUAGCUGCACUGCGAUUUUUUGCAACCGGGUGUUAUCAACGACCCGUAGGUGAGCAAUGGGGAAUAUCUAUGAGCCAGUCGUCCGUUAGCCGUAGCAUUCAUCGGGUAACAGCUGCAAUCAACAGCUCCAUGUUUUGCGCAAAGGUGAGAUUUCCCAUGACCCAAGUGGAGCGGCAAGCGGCAAAAGAAAUUUUUGCUUCAGCAACCUCCCCGUUUGUGGGAGGUACCAUUGGAGCUAUAGAUUGCACGCACGUGUCAAUUUUGGCCCCGAAACGUCAUGAAGAAGCGUAUGUCAACCACCACGGCUACCAUUCGCUUAAUGUCCAAAUGAUAUGUGAUCCUACACUUAAAAUUUUGAACGUAAAUGCCAAAUUUCCGGGAGCACGGCACGAUUCAUACAUUUGGAGUUCCUCUGCGGUGCGAAUGGUUAUGCAACGGAAUUUUGAAAUUGGAAACCAUAACUUGUUUUUGAUUGGUGAUUCCGGGUACCCUUUGGAGCCUUGGCUGAUGACUCCUCUAACAAACCAACCGGAAGGUACUCCGAAAUUCUUGUACAAUGAGGCAUUGUGCAAAGCUCGUAACCCAGUUGAGAGACUUUUUGGUGUUCUUAAGGCAACGUGGCGGUGCUUGUCUCAACAAAGGACACUCUUGUACGAUCCAGGAUUUACUGGACAAGUAGUUAACGCGUGCUCAGUUUUACAUAAUAUUCGUUUAAGAGAAGGAAUAUACCAGACCGAAAAUGAGUUCACAGAGCCCAGAACAAACGACGUUUUUGUAAACCAAGAUGCACCAUCCUCAACAGCAAAGCGCAUCCAAGAGCGACUGAUUGCUAAUUUUUUUACUUAA
Messenger RNA from Anastrepha obliqua, 1077 nucleotides. Its product is annotated as putative nuclease HARBI1. Lineage: Eukaryota; Metazoa; Arthropoda; Insecta; Diptera; Tephritidae. Bases 1 to 1077 code for a protein of 358 amino acids. The transcript is spliced from 4 exons. The record is from RefSeq and is a predicted model, not a curated record.